Molecule: messenger RNA, 2547 nt
Organism: Eurytemora carolleeae
Lineage: Eukaryota; Metazoa; Arthropoda; Copepoda; Calanoida; Temoridae
Gene: m-cup
Product: protein fem-1 homolog C
Exons: 26
Coding region: 156-2099 (647 amino acids)
Biological process (GO): positive regulation of transcription by RNA polymerase II
Cellular component (GO): nucleus
Molecular function (GO): protein binding; transcription cis-regulatory region binding
Source: RefSeq, a predicted model, not a curated record
CAUCAACAAAAUAACAGAAUAUAAUGUACAGAUAUUUGAUGCAUUUUCACUUUAUUAAUGAUACCUUCAAUCUGUUAAAAAUUCAUUUCAUUAAAAAAUAUUUUGUUAUUUUGUUCAAUCAAAAGAUUGUAGUGUAAUGGUGAAAGUGUGACACUAUGUUGAUAACAGGGUACACGGACAAGACGGGGCAGAAGCAGCAUUUAUAUACAUCACUUAUACAGGAAUGUCAACUCUCAUCUCCUGGUUCCCGUCUCUCAAAUACUUUAAGGCGUAAAAUCGAAAGUUUUUGCAAAGAGGACAGACAGGAUGUUGUUAGUAAAACAGUGGAUGGUUGUGCCCCUCUGUUCCUGGCUUGUAAGAAUGGUUCUGCAGAAGUAGUUGAAUAUCUUCUCACUAGAUGUAGUGCCCCGGUAGAGCAAAAAGGACUUUUUGAGGUUCGUGAUGAAGGUGUAAACCAUAGUGUGACCCCAUUAUGGUGUGCUGCAGUUUCUGGACGCAGCAGUGUUGUGAGAAUUCUAUUAAAGUAUGGAGCUGAUGUUAACGCUUUAUCUGACACAGGGUCAACCCCAGUCCGGUCAGCUUGCUAUAUUGUUAGACCAGGGUUAUCCUCCAGUCACAUGGAAAUAAUUCGAGCUUUAGUGGAACAUGGAGCUGAUAUUCAACUACCAAACCAUUUUGGAGGAACUUGUUUGAUCAACAGUGUGCAGUCUCCUGAACUAGUUAAAUAUCUUCUAGAUCAUGGAGCCGAUGUAAAUGCAGAUGAUGUACAGCGAAAGACAGCUCUUCAUUAUGCAGUCCAGGAACAUCGUUUAGAAACUGUUAAAAUUCUUCUAGAGUAUGGAGCGGAUCCGUAUAUAAGCUCCAAGUAUGGAGAUGAUGCACUGCAGACUGCCUGUAUCAAGGGAGCUAUUAUGGUUUUCAACUAUCUUAUCGAUAAAAUAGAUUAUCCCAUUGCCAAGGUGUGUGAUGCAUUUGAACUUCUUGGUUCCUCAUUUCUUCUUGAUCUUCAUGAUAUGGGAACUACACUCUUUCUUUGGAGAAAAGCUUUAGAAAUCCGAAAUAAUGGCGAAGUUCCCGUCCCCAAACCAUAUACAGGAAUCCAUCAUGUUCUGGGGAUCCAUGAGUUCAGCAACAGAGGAGAACUAGACAUACUUUCAUCAGAUCUAAACCAGUUGAAAGUUCAGGCUCUUCUGAUAACAGAAAGAAUUCUAGGCAGUCAUCAUAAGGACACAAUAUUUCGCUAUAUGUAUGCUGGAGCAGGAUACGCAGAUUCAAGCCAGUUCAACUCUUGUAUAGGUUUAUGGAACUAUGCCCUACAGCUCAAGAUAGAAAAAGAAACUGUGCUUAGCAGUGAUGCUUCAUUCACAAUAAGGGCAGUAAUUCAACUUUUCAUGAACAUUUACCUAAAGGAAGCAAACGAAAGCUCUAAAGAUUUACAUUUUAAAGAUGUAGCUAAUACUACAAGGUGUCUAAACACAGGACUAAAGGCUGCUCAGAGUUUGGUUCAUGUUAUUCCUCAAUUUAAAUCCCAACUAGAGAACUGGGAUCUUGUUCUGAACUCCUGGUUACAUCUAGUUUUCCUGUUGCUCAAACUUGUACAGAAUGAUGAUGAUCGGAGGGAAUUAUUCAAUAUUGUGAAAAAUGCUAAAAAUACAGGAAUAAUAUCAUCGAACGGGGAUACUCUGCUUCAUCUGGCGGUUAGUUCAACAUCAGCUGUUAGACAGAACAACUAUAUUGAAGAUGAAAACUAUUAUCUAUUUCCAAAUUAUGACGUCAUCAAAUUCCUCCUCUUCGCUGGAUUUAAUGUUCAUGCCAGAAACAAGGAUCGGGAAACUGCUUUACAUAUUUCUUCUAUGAAGGAAAAUUAUAAUCUUGCAACAGCUGAGCUGCUGCUGGAUCACGGAGCCCACGUUGAUGUCUCUGAUUGUAUGGGUCUCAUGCCUGUAGAUAUACUCAGAACACAUCCAGCUAAACUUAAUAUCGUCAAGUACAUGAGCUUGAAGUGUCUGGCCUCCCAGUCCAUCAAGAGGAACAGGAUCAACUUUAUGAACUCCCCCCUCCCUCAACCUUGUAUACAGUUUUGUGCUCUACAUAUGUGAUAUCAAUCAAUCCAAUAUUUAUUUUAUUUAACCAUAUUUAUUCAUUCAUCUAACUAGAAGCUUAAUCAAGAAGAAUUUAACACUUGUCUCAACAUAGUUGGCGUUUCUAAUUUUCAAGAAUUUAUACAUUUAUAAUAAGAUAUCCAGACCCUACACCGUAUUUCCGCGGCCCACACCCGAACUUCCUCUCUACAAGGUUCUAUAAGGUUCAGUUCUCAGGUAGUAUAAGGUCACUUAGUCAAAUGACCUUAUACUAUUUUAGAACUGAACUAUUCGGUAUUCCCUCCAUUGGGAGGUUGGCCCGCAUUUUUAAACCAGAAAUCCUUCUGAAGAAGUUCUGUUAUGGACCUAUUUAUUAUACAUUAUUUAGUAAAAUUCAAUGUAAGUAAUAUUAGAUAUUUUGUAAUUUUUGUAAUUUUGGAUAAAAUACAUAUCAAACAAUUAUGUA